UUGAAAAUACUAGCAGUAGUACAGCUGUAAUCAUGGUAAUUGAAUCAGGGGUAUUGACUAUUCAUUGAUUGUACCGGUACUACUCCCUGGUUGAAGCCUGUUUGUUACCACCACAUGUACCGGUGAAAGUAUUUUCAACUCCCUAAACCGUUACAAGUAUUUCCAUUUUAUUUUGUGAAAUUUCACCCUUUGUAGCGUCUCCUGCUGUGAUAUUUUACUAUGGCGUGUGUUCCUGGUGCAGAGGAAAUGCUAUCAAUUGCCAAAGGCUCGAAUAAUUCAUCGAUCGGAGAUGAUCAAGUCCUGAUGUUCUGUCGCAGCUCGGCAGACAUGCUGAAUGGACACCUGGAGAACUAUUUGCCAUCAAGUAGCAUUAGAGAACAGAUCGGCAUUGUCGAGUGUGUGUCAGAGGAGCAGUCUAGCAAUGUGACAAACUACAUUCGCUGCUUACGUAAUCUGUGCCCAGAUGCCGAUCAUCAGAGUUUGAUUGGGGAGUCUACAGUGGUGUCCAGCGUUGCAAGACUUCUCCAUCUUCUACUGGCUGUCAGCUCACACUCUACUGAGUCUUUUACUCAUUGGCCUCUAGUUCGUGUGUCACUACAGCUUUGUGGCAAUCUAGCUGUAAACAGCAUUGACAAUGUAACCGUCCUCUGGCCAUUGCUCUUCCCACACAUAUUACAAUUUGGCAUAUCCAGUACUGACGAUCGUACAGUCAACAUUACAGCAAUGGUGAUUGACACUUGCCUGGCUGUUGAUCCUAGUCGCAGAUCCUAUCUACACACAGAUGUCACCAAUGGCAGACCACUUCUAGCCAAGCUUCUCCUCGCAACAAAUGAGCGGCCGGAGCUGGAAUUUCCGUUGCGCCUGGCUGAGCAACUGGUAUCUGGCGAUGACUUUCCUGCGCUGUACAGUGCGCUAUCAGAUCACAUUGAAGCGCGGGUAGUCAUGGUGGAUUUGUUGAAUGCAACACUGUCAGAUCAUACUGAUUCAACAGCGUCCCCGUCAACCACAGCCACGUUUCAAUCUGGCAAUGCUGUUUUCGCAGAGACUGCACUCUUUCUUGCUGCACAGUGUGGAACAUGUGCGUCUAAGCUACCUCUCACAGCGCCAGCAGUGGCUCACAAGACACCUCACAUUAGUCUGGCGCUGAGCAUUAUCCAGUACUUAAGCUACCUGUCGUCACGUAUGGAUGGUCGUCACAUUCUGCUCAAGUAUCCCAAAGCCUUCACAGCUAUCUUGGAUGCUCUCCGGCGACUAACACCAGCAGCAGCAGCAGUAGGUAGUCAAGCAGAUCAGACCAUCUAUGCCAAUGAAGAAGAGGGCAAGAAGAGCACCUAUUGUGGUGUAAAGCGAGACUUGGUCCGUUGUCUGGCCAACCUGAUGUCAUUGGAGCCGUUCAAGGAUCAGCUAUGCGCCGAGGAAGGCAUGUCUGUGCUGCUGAACAAUUGCCGCGUGGAUCACUGUAAUCCAUACCUUGGCCAGUGGUCAAUUCUAGCUAUUCACAAUGCGUGCGAAAAUCACCGUGGAAACCAAACAGUGAUUGCAAACCUCAAGAAGCAAGGCUCGGCGGAUGUUAGUCUUCUGCGCAAAAUGGGCAUGGAUGUGGAUAUCUCCGAUGACGGUACAAUCAGAGUGAAGGCAGCCUCUCUUCCGGAGUGAUUCGCACAGCACUGUACAGGUCUCUGGUGAUCAACCUAUCCACGGUAGUGUGCACAUGAUUUGUGCGCAGACCAGCAGGUUGGCUUUGCAUUGAUAUGCUGAAGUGAGCAAGAGCCAAUGUGACAGCCAUGACUUCGGGAUGAGGACACCAGCAUCAGUUUGGACACGGUGUCCAUGCUCUCCAGAUGCCCAGCAGCUCUGGAAUAUUUGCUUUGAGAACAAGCCAUCUUACACUACAGCAAUGCUCUGGUCUGACAAGAUCAACCGUAGUGCACGAUGACUGGCUAGUUCGCAAUGACCAGCUAGUGUGUGGUGACCAGCUAGUGUGUGGUGACCAGCUAGUGUGUGGUGACCAGCUAGUGUGUGAUGACCAGCUAGUGUGUGAUGACCAGCCAGUGUGUGAUGACCAGCCAGUGCGUGGUGACCAGCUAGUGUGUGAUGACCAGCUAGUGUGUGGUGACCAGCUAGUGUGUGGUGACCAGCUAGUGUGUGAUGACCAGCUAGUGGGUGGUGACCAGCUAGUGUGUGGUGACCAGCUAGUGUGUGGUGACCAGCUAGUGCGCAAUUGUUUCUUACACUGGUCUACUCACAUAGGUGCAUCUACCGUAUGUGUCGGUUUUGCCACUUGCCAACUUUAUAAGGGCUGUACUCUCAAAGGCCAGAUGACGCUGCAGAAUCGGUUGCGAGAGUGGCAUGGAUGCAUUCCCACCAAUGGAGAGGGCCUAGAGAUGAGAUUGGCGGUAUGAGCGCCCGGAUUCUUCGCCCGCCACUCGAGAUACAGUGCAGAGCCUGUCCCCUGGUUGUACAUGCACUUGAAGCGUGCACUCUUCUUCACCUGUGUUCCACCGGCACCAGUAGCUCAUCAGUACCUGAUCCCAAGCUGCUGCUGCCGAUUUGGUAGCAUACCCCUGCACAGGAUGCAGCUCAGCUGCAUUGCAGACUGGUUGUGCACACGGACAUUGCCACUCUGCUCUCCAGACAGUUGAGUGGAGCUGCACACUACAGCUGUACUACCUACUGGCCGUUAGGGUCACUGUGAAUGAUACUGCACUUCAGUUUGGACCACACUGUACACCAGGGAGUACUUCCUGCUGUACAAUGUACAUCAGGGAGUACUAAAAUACCGGUAUUUUAAGAAUUCUCCCUGAUGUACAGUGUGCAAUGUCACCUGCCGGCAGUGCAUUGCAAUGUGUGCACUGAGUGCUGCGCAGUCUGCUCUUCUUCUUCUUGCCAGGACUUUUGGUUUUAUACACGAUUUUAUUUUUGCGCGCCACCGAACUGCUCUCGCUCAUCACACUUAUAGUGCUGGUGGGACUACCUAACACAACUCACACACAGUUAUCAGCUACAUGUCCUUACCUGGCUGUACCGGCGUGAAAUUUGACUCACUAUGCUGUUCGUGUGUGCCCGGGCCCGGCCCGGUGUAGUACCCAGAGCCUAUUGGCGCAGGGCAUUGAGUGUAGCAUCGCAAUUCAGCUGCUACGAGAACUUACGAGUCACGACACAGUUGCCACUGCACUACUGGUGGUCGAAUUGUACUAUCAUGAUAAUCCGACUCUGCACGUUAUUAAUUUCUUAUCCAGCAGCAGCUAGCUGGCUUGCUCGGCGAGCUUCAGCUGACCUAACAUCUGCCUUUUAGAAAUUCGACUUGAGGUAGGAUUUCUCA
Sycon ciliatum is the source of this 3322-nucleotide messenger RNA. Its product is annotated as ataxin-10-like. The record is from RefSeq and is a predicted model, not a curated record. The transcript is spliced from 14 exons. The coding region runs from base 220 to 1656 and encodes 478 amino acids. Lineage: Eukaryota; Metazoa; Porifera; Calcarea; Leucosolenida; Sycettidae. Gene Ontology annotation, cellular component: cytosol.